GUCACCACCUUCAUCACGCCCCCCUUUCAGACAAGUCUUAUGCCUGGAUUGCUUGCAUGUGCACACACACAAUUCUCAUGCCGCACCGAAGCACGAUACGUACGUUUGGCAUACACGCACUUAGAAAGACCAACCAGCUUCGGCGUACGCACUCCGCCCACGUCCGGGCGGAGCAGCAAUCAGGUGUAGUGUGGCAAAUGGUCGUUUUUGCCACAGCUGCUGCCUUCGUGCUCCGCCCUAUCAAACGAAGCACGCAUGGACAGCACAAUCCAAGAUGACCACUGCGACAGCAAACAGGUUGAGCCCGAGUAGGACAGUUUUGCCGCAGACGCUACCUUCCAUUGACAAUUUCAAUAUUUAUACUAAAACUGUUCGCGGUGAAUCGGAUCUGACUUCUCGUCGCACAGCUCCGCAAGCUCAUUUCAAUCAGUCAAUGGAAGACCAUUCAGAGGCUCGUGUGAUUAGUGCUUUCCAAGACUCAGGCCGCGAGGACGCCGAGGUAAUCAUGUGCAUCUGCCCAGUCUGUGGCUACUCCGCCUCUUCCCCUCGAGGUCAAGACGAACACAUGGACAACGUGCAUGGUGAGGGCCGUCUCGUGUUCCCUAACCCCACCGCAGCAGACAAUCAGCUUUCGCCGAGCAACGGAUAUCCAACCAAACCUUGUGGCCAGCUGAAAUUCAGUCCAGUCAUUAGUGGAACAGCGCAUGACAGCCGCUUGACUCCGUCUGGUGCGCAAGCCUUCUCAACCCCCCAAACCAUCUUAACUGGAUCCGAUCCGGGUAUACCGACACGCUCCGAUUCCGCCAUUGCAACUCCUAGUCUGCCCUUCAUUAAGCGUUCGAACGACGCGCUGUAUGAUCCGAGAGCUACAAUUAGUACUACUCGAGAGGACGCGGUCGAAUGUACCAACUGGACUACACGUUUGUCUCACAAGAUAUCCGAAUGCGACUCAUCAUCCGGUGACACCGCGGCAGCGGUGGCUUUGCAGAAGGUGGAUUCCAGAAGAAGAUACCGAUGCAACAUGUGCUCUGAAACUUUUCCAUGGCAUGGCGAUUUGGCCGAACACCUUCGACUGGUGCAUGGAAUGCAGAAAACCAGGGAGAAUACACGCAGUGCAAAGGCUGGGAGCUUUUGCUGCGUGCACUGCAAAUACGUGGCGAAGUAUCAGAGCGAACUGCGACGUCACAUGCGUCUACACUGGGGUGUGAAACCAUUUGUGUGUGUAUUUUGCCCAUAUCGCAGCGCAUGGAAGGGAGAUUUAAAGCGACACAUGGAAUCUCAUCAUCGAGAACGUUUCAGUUCGGAGGGGGAGUUGAUCAAAAUUAUGUCUCAGUUUAAAAACAAUGCAGGAACCACUCUCAAUGGUGCCCCGCCAAGCGCGAAUCUCAGCAAGGAUUCCUAUUCAUAUGGCGACAUGUGUCAGGGAAAGAGUACCGACUCUGUUGAUUUAUCUCCCAAAGGCCGUGACACAACUUCGGAUGAAGGGGACACUGGAACAAGCAGUGGGAAGACCAGCGGCGUGGCAAAACCAUCUUUGACCGAAGGAGGCGGUUUACAAUGCCACAACUGCUCUUAUCGAACAUCAAAUUCCACACGGCUUCACAGUCAUAUGAAUAACUGUGGCCUCUUGAGACAUUGCUACAAAUGUCCGAUUUGUGGUCAUAAGAGUCUGCAUGAGUGGCAGGCGAGGAGUCAUUUGAACUCGCGACAUUCUGCAUUCGAGGUUGCACCAGUUGCCAUUCCUGAUCCAUCACAUAAUGGAUCGUCAGUAGACAUUUCUCAUCCACCGUUUCCAAGCUCUCCUGACUCGCCAGAAAGUCUUCGCAUCGACACACCUGGAGUGAUGGAUGGGAUGGAGGAGAUGCCAACACCGUUCAAAGCCUACACUUCGAUGGACAGGCAUGCUUACGACACAGUCCCCAUCGACUUGUCGAUGGGCCCAAAAAACAAAAUUCCUGGAGCCACCGAGCUCAUUCAGACGUGUGAAAUUACAGAUGCCAACAAAACAGUCCUUUCUUCACUUCCUGGUGUUCCAAGUUACAUGACUAACUCUGCGGUUUCCCAAAUGCAGCGUCGUUCACCAUUUCUUGCCACAUCCACUGAACUUCCGCCACCACCAGCACAACCAAUACAUCCACAUGCACGGACCAUCAGCACAGUCUUACCUUGCCUUCCCACUGUUAGUAACUACGAUUCAAUGGGAUGGCCGGUCCCACCGACAUGCGUCACUGCAAUGAACGGUGACAACCCAGACGUGCCAGCGACCCCGGCUGUCAGCGUGCUGUUUAAUCAGUGGUUCAUGAACGGCCUCAUGCAAACAUGGCACCAGCACUACCAACAGCUACCCACAUCUAUCGAUUCACAACCGCUACCACAAGUGGAUACUACUGCGUUCCCGUUUGCAAAAGUUGACCCGAUCCUUCUAUCCACUGCGCCGUGGAUACGGCACAGUGCGCCGCCAGAACAUGAAAGAGUAGCCAAGCAAGAUCUAAUUGAUCUGCAGACCCACAUGCUUAAAAAUGCGUCGAAAUUUUCAAGUGGGAGUUUGUGUGUCCCCACUGGACUAGCCGAAUCCGAAACAAUGGAUUUAUCGUCCAACGCAACUGUUCCAGUUAGCUCGGGUGUAUCUUCUCCGUUCCUCGAACAGAGAGAUACACAGCGUGCCAGGCGGGGCCGCAAAUCGGGGCAGCUUCGGCAUGGAGAGCGCUUGUCGACUGGCAGCAUCGGAUCAAAGGAUGAGCAAUGGAAGAGGCACCAAUGCUCGGGAUGUGGGCAUCGUUCCAAUUGGAAGUGGGAUAUUAACAAACACAUCAAGGUGGCUCAUCCGGAAAGAACUAGCAUUACAACAGUGACUUUGGAUAUAGAGGAGGCCAAACGAACUUUUGGUGAAUAUAUGAACCGAUUGAAGCUUUCGCGUAAUCGCUAUCUAAAUGAUGUGGCUGAGGGAGCUCCUGAACAAUUUUCCUGGCGAUCUGGAGGUACCGCUGCAAGCUCCUUUGGGCAGCCAGUUGAAGGCUAUUAUAGACCUUAUCAAUGUUCCACAUGCGGACACAGGAGUAAUUGGAAGUGGGACGUUCGUAAGCAUAUCAAGCAAAUACACGACAACGAGGCUGAGGUGAUUACGUUGAGUUUAGAAGAAGCACGCCGAACCAUUCAUCAGUACAAGAAUUAUCGACGACAGCAGACUCGACAAUCGGACAUAAGAGGUAGUGCGUGGUAUAGUUCCCCGGAUAUUGCAACUACUCGCACGUCAGUGCGCAAUCCAGUGAACACGGAAAUAAAACAGAACGCGGAUGAGAUGGUGCAAGAAACCUGGAAUCACUCUAUGGAGCAAAGUGAUGAGCAACCAACUUCAAGACUUCAGUCUAGAAACGAACCAGCGUCUAGUGUGACAGACGAACGAAUCAGUCCUGAGGUGAAACUGCCCACUCCUUCUCCAACCAUUACCAGACAGCGGAAUAAGAUAGUUCCAAGAUAUCCUUGUCGAGUAUGUCAUCUGAAUCUACCCACCCAAAAAGCUCUGACAUUCCACCUCAGUUUCCGCCACAAGCGGCCAAAAAACGCUAUACACUCAUCCAUUUAUGUCAGACGGAAGUUAACACGCUGCGUGUCCGAUCAAUUCGUACACCAGGGAGACUCGAUUGCCCGCAAUUCAGCAGGAAUCGAUCUCGAAGCGAAUGCUUUAUCUCCUCACGAGGUCGAUGGUCCCACCGUACUUCCAAGUGGUACUACCCAAAGUACCUCCAUUCCUCAGUCCACAUUGCUUGUUGUCGCUUGCAAUCAGCCACCUGUCCAUUCACAGUCCGUAAGUGAACAGCUCAACAAUGCCCCCACAGAUUUCGACCCGACGCGCGCUGCACCUGGGGCCGGAGUUAUGCAGUCACUGGAUUGCCCUAUUCAAUCAUCACAUCACUCUUGCUCUGCCACUAGGCAAGGAACGCCUCUCCUCAACAGGAUUUCUAUUACGAAUCAACAAUCUGUCACGAACACAUCAUCCAUUCACUCUUCCAAACGAACCGACUCCAAAUCCACGGGCAUUGUGCGACAGAUGUCAGCUCUGUUGGACGAAUUGCUGUCCUUGCUUGGGGAUUCCAAGGAUAAGUGUGUGGAACCAGAGUUAGUGGCCACAAGUACAGGAGUUCCAGCGUUAAGAAAUGAGCGGGAAUUGUCUCAUCAAGUUGCAAACUUGAUACAUGACGUUGUGUUAAAUAAGGAUACUCCCCCCGGGAUAAAUUUAUCCAACUGCAGCUCCAGUUCCAACGAGGAGAAUCACCCCAUAACACAGCGCAUGCGUCACGGAAAGCCCGAGGAUGAUAGUACCAUCCAUACUAUGCUGCAGCAUCCGGAGGUGGGAACACGAUUACUGCGAUUGGCGAACGUGCUUCGCUCAGUUCCGAACAUAACAAAUUGUACAUGAAUCGCACGAUCUACGGUGUUGUACCCACUCUCUCACCAAGCGAACAGCGCAAACCACGAUGCCCGUGCGAGCAUACCACUGGCGGCGUGCAUCAUGUAAAUGAACAGCUGAACAUAUUAUCGGUCUAUUUUACUCAAGCAUUGUUCAAAGAGUCCGAUAUCCAUUUGAACAUAAUUGUGAUUUAAUCUGUUAUCAGAGAUCUUGGUUUUCGUUCCCAGCUAGAGUCAGCCAUGCGUUACUUUGCGGAGUUUUGAUUGCUGUGUUGCGUUUCAGGGUUUUUAUUCGAAAAUAGAUACAAAGUAAUCUCAAG
This is a messenger RNA of Dicrocoelium dendriticum, 4727 nucleotides long. The record is from the annotation of a GenBank genome assembly. NCBI's taxonomy places the organism in Eukaryota, Metazoa, Platyhelminthes, Trematoda, Plagiorchiida, Dicrocoeliidae.